Bursaphelenchus okinawaensis is the source of this 3998-nucleotide messenger RNA. The record is from the annotation of a GenBank genome assembly. Lineage: Eukaryota; Metazoa; Nematoda; Chromadorea; Rhabditida; Aphelenchoididae.
AUGCGUCAAAUUCAAAUCGACCAUGAUCAGUCGCCCCUAGAUGACGACCUUUUUGAUGCUGAAGGCCCACUCCCCGACUUUACAUUCGAAGAAAUGUCGACUUUGGCCGUCGUUCCGAAUUGGAACGCCUUGAAAGGACUGCCAGUUUGUCAACGUGAAUGUAACGUCGCGUUCACGGCCGCAAUGAAAGUGGCAUUCAAGGCGGAGAACAACUUGGAUCGGUUUGAUGGGGUUUGCCAGUAAGUUGUUUAGCUUACCCUUUACCAUACCCUACUCUACCUUACCCUACUUUACUCUACCCUUUCUUACAUUACAUUACCCUACCCUACUUUAUCAUACCCACCCUACCGGGCCAAGUUUUGAAAGUUUGAAAAAUGAUUUUAUAUUAACCAUGAUGACUUAGAUAAGGGGUUGGGGAAAAGUAGUGGUUCUUGGUCAUUUUUUGCCGUACUAGGCUAGUUUUUGGUACACUAAAGCACAAUGAACUACUUUAUGAUACUGUCAUGACAAAAUUUUAAAUUUUUGUUUAAAUUGAAUGCGGCGGUUAAUUUAAGAAUGAUCAGUUCAGUUUUAGUCUGUUAAGCAGUAGAAAUACCUUACCCUACUCUACACUACUCUACCCUAUCCUACGCUACCCUACCCUAUUCUACCCUACCCUACCUACCCUACUCUACCUUAUCCUACCCUACCUUAUCCUGCUUUGCCUUACUCUACUCAACCCUAUCCUAAUCUCGUCCUAUUCAGCAUAAAGUAGGCUUAUCCUUAACUUAGUCUAAGAUCUAAAAAUGCAAAACUAGUCGUUCACAGAAGUCAAAAACCUCAAAAUUCGUAAUGGCUACGUAAAGAAGCUUUACGCUUUUGAAGUGCUAUAUAAAACGUAUAUGGAAAGAUACGUGUAUCAUUAUACAUGAUAUAUGUUCCUCUACGUAAUAACGUAUUAUACUAGGUUUUCAAAAUGAGUAUUACUAGCCAACCUUAGUUUACGUUUUUAAGCCUACGCCACAGACCUGGCCCUCAAAUUAGCCAUAUGCCUACCCUAGCUUUAGCUGUCUUCCCCAUACCCAAAAUACCCUAUCUCUAGCCCUAUCCCUGCCUUAGCUCUAGCACUAUCCCAGUCUUGGUACUAGCCCUAUCCCUGCCUUAUCACUAGCCCUAUCACUGCCUUAGCUCUAGCACUAUCCCUGUCUUGGUUCUAGCUCUAUCCCUGCCUUAUCUCUAGCCCUAACCCUGCCUCAUCUCUAGCCCUAGGUUUAACCCUCUAACAAUUGUAAGGUGUCCUGCAUCGAACCUCUUUUCCCUAUCCUGUCUUAGCCCUACCCUAUCCCUAGCUGUACAUUAGCGAUACUUUUUUAUACAAAGCCGGUAUAUUCUUACGUAGUGGCGAAUUUUACCGCGGAUUACAUAAAAUUUUGAUGUUAUAGAUAGCCUUAGAGAAAUUACAAGAAUUCGUAUUACGCAACUUUUUCUUAUGUAAUAUUAUUUACUUUUGUAAUAUUUGCCUCGAUGUAAAACGACCCAACAAAUGACUGCGAGUGCUAGGAUCUUGCUAUAAUUUUCUGCGGGGGAUUACCCUUUACCUUUCAUUUUAUGUGUCAGCAUAUUACCCUAGCCUAAGCCGUAGCAUAAGCCAUAGACUAAGCCAUAGCCUAAGCCGUAGCCUAAGCCGUUGCCUAAGCCGUAGCCUAAGCCGUAGUCUAAGCCGUAGCCUAAGCUUUAGCUCCAUUCCAAGUUUCAGCCCUAUCCUGAGCUCAAGCUCCAGCAUAAACUCUAAACAAAAAGCUAGUCCAGACCUUGUCCUAGCCUGAGCCCUAGCCAGAGAGAUUAUGUUCCAGGUCUAGUCUUAGACAGCUUCAGCAGUAGUCCAUGUUCCAGCCAUAGCCGAAACCUAGCCUCAAUCCUAGGCAAAGUCGUAGCCCUAACUAUAGCGUUAGUCCAAGUUUUAGCCCUAGUCUAACUCCUAAACUUAAAUUCACAUAUGUUUUUUUUUCAGAAACUACGAGAACGGUGUGGCAUGUCAAGACAGUUUAGUAGACUGUCCAGGCCGUGACACAUUCGACGUUCUGACUAGUGGACUUCAUUUUAUGUGUAUUGAACAAAAGAAGGCGUUUCAGCGAAUUCUGAACUGUAUCGACUCGGAAAGAGUUCAAGUCCAACAACGUAGGACAUUUUUAAAUUUUCAAAAAAUUAAAAAUUUUUUUUUAAUUUUCAAACUUUCAGAUUGUGAAAAAGUAUGUCGCGGCCGAGUUAGACUAACCAAUUGGGCCACUCAAAGUGGCUUACUAGACAUUUUUGGGGCUUAUGACAAAGCUGCGCCCAGGUUUGAUGGAGAACAGUUUCGGGCUGUCAUGCAAGACGUUUGCGAGUAGGUUUUAAAAUUUUACUUGUAAAGAAAGUUCUUGCCAUUUUUUGCUUUGUAAACAAAGUUCUUUCCGUUGUUCGUUUUGUAAACAAAGUUCUUUCCGUUGUUCGUUUUGUAAACAAAGUUCUUGCCAUUUUUUACUUUGUAAACAAAGUUCUUGCCACUUUUUGUUUUGUAAACAAAGUUCUUGCCAUUUUUUGUUUUGUAAAGAAAGUUAUUGCAAUUUCGCACUCUGUAAACAAAGUUCCUUUCAUUUCCGUCAAAAUUCCCUUUCAGUCUAGCCAAAUGCUACCUCACCUGUGUCCGCACCGACUACAACAACAAGUGUGGCAACAGUGCUGGUACUCUCAUUUCCGAAGCGAUUGUUCGACCAAUGGCGGAAGGCCAAUCAGAGCCAGUGAUUCAACAUAUGAGUGGGUUCAUGAACAUCUUCAUGCCUUCUCAAUGUGGAUUCUUCUUGAACAAAGACGAAUUGGCACCACAUCGGAUCGAUCCUCAUCUGAGUGAGGCAUUGAAGCGAGAUGCUGAACAGUAUAGUGCUAAAAAUGGCAAUGAAAAUGGACUUACCGGGUUUGAAGGUGGGUGAAUAUAAAUGGGCCUAUAGAGGGGCAAGACCCUAUUUCUCGGGCAGGCGUUUCAAUUUUGCUUAAGCUUGGCCUUAGAGGCACGCCAAGGCCUUAUGGAGUUGGUCCAAUCUUAGGGGUUUUAUUUUAUCAAAGUUAAAAAAAGUGAAAAUUGAGUGGAAGAUUUGUAAUGCAUUUUUCACUGAAAAUCUUCCACCAACUUUCCAUUUCUAAAAUGUGUCAAAAACGUGUUUUCAGGCAUUUUAAGACAUUUAAAAAAAUGGAAGUUAAGUGGAAGAUUUUCAGUGCAAAAUACAUUACAAAACUUCCACUCAACUUCCACUUUAAAAAACGUGCCAUUUUGAGCCUUGUAAAGGAAACUUUUACCAUUUUUGCAUUGUAAACAAAGAUGCUAUUAUAAAAUAAAAAUUUAGGAACGCACGACGAGAACGCUCCUUAUGAAGGUGAUGAUCAUAAUAACCAUGGCUUUGAUCCUCGUCAAGGUCAAGAAAAGUCGGUGGUUCAAAAUGUCCCUAGUGACCUUCAGAAUGGUAAGAAAAAUAUUUUUUUUGUUUUGUAAAGUAAGUUCUUGCCAUUUUUUGUUUUUUAAAAAAAGCUUUUGCCAUUUUUCCUUUUGUAAAGAAAGUUCUGGCCUUUUUAUGCCUUGUAAAGAAAGUUUUUGCCAUUUUACAAUUAAUACUAUUUUUUCAGUCCCACAGUCCCAGAACGUGCCAAACCCUCAAAAAUCCGCCCAAAAUUAUCAAAAACCAGCCCCAAAUGCUCAGGCCAACAACUCACCUAGCCCAAGUUCCCAGAACUCCAAUUUACCACGCCCAAAUCAACAAGCCAAUUCACCCCGCCCAAACCAACAAAACCACAACUUACCCCGCCCGAGUGCCCAGCCUCAGGAACAUCAAUUCGAAUUCGAUAAAUCCGACGAAGAAAUCGAAGAGAAUCUGGAGGGUUUGAAGCCGAUUCCACCGGAAAAAGACGGCUUCCAGAUGCCGAAUGACAUGUAUACUGGGGCUGAUGGUGACGAUGAAUAUCAGGAGAUACCAAUGUUACCUGAAGAUUAA